This is a messenger RNA of Ricinus communis (castor bean), 957 nucleotides long. RefSeq names its product ferredoxin, root R-B1. Gene Ontology annotation, cellular component: plastid. The transcript is spliced from 2 exons. Gene Ontology annotation, biological process: electron transport chain. The coding region runs from base 237 to 710 and encodes 157 amino acids. The record is from RefSeq and is a predicted model, not a curated record. NCBI's taxonomy places the organism in Eukaryota, Viridiplantae, Streptophyta, Magnoliopsida, Malpighiales, Euphorbiaceae. Gene Ontology annotation, molecular function: electron transfer activity; 2 iron, 2 sulfur cluster binding.
CAGAGACGAGAAACGCAAAGGAAUUUGGUAGGGCAAAGGAUCCUUCUGGCACCCACCAGUGCUACACUCUCUGGACUUUGGUUUUUCCGCCUACUGUUUCACUUCAAUCGCUCAUAACCACCCAUCACCCUGUUCUUGCACUUGUGAGAUUUCUCGUCUUGAUAUCAUCAUUUGUGAUCUUUCCUUCUUUAUACUUGCUUGUUCUUCAUGAGUGAUCUAAUACUUUCAGGCGGAAAAUGUCAACCGUGCGACUUCCCACAUCAUGCUUGGUUAGAAGUGUACCACUUUCUAGCAAAGCUGCAAGCAUGGACAAAUCUUGUGCCUUGAUCAAGAGCUCAUGUUCUUUUGGAUCCGUAAAGAAUGUAUCUAAAGCAUUUGGCUUGAAGUCUUCCUCUUUCCGGGUAUCUGCAAUGUCAAAAGUAUACAAAGUGAAACUAAUUGGACCGAAUGGUGAAGAGAGCGAGUUCGAUGCUCCUGAUGAUACUUACGUCCUUGAUGCUGCGGAAAAUGCAGGAGUAGAGCUUCCUUACUCUUGCAGAGCUGGGGCCUGUUCUACCUGCGCUGGGCAGCUGGCUUCUGGAUCUGUGGACCAAUCAGAUGGGUCAUUUCUUAGCGAUGAGCAAAUGGAGAAGGGGUAUGUCCUUACCUGCAUCUCGUAUCCAACUUCAGACUGUGUGAUUCAUACCCACAAGGAAGGUGAUCUUUAUUGAAUGAUGCAAGGAGCGUUCUUGUUAAUUGAUGAGCCAAUGAUGAAUCUGCAUACAAGAAAGAGGCUUCUCUAAAAUGCUUUAUCACAGGCUUCCUUGUCAUCUAUCGAUCGGAUAGUUCACUGUUCGGACUAGUUUCCUUUGUCGAACACUAUUUGUCCCUAGUCUAAAGCAAUCUUGAAAUCCUCAUUCCUCUUAAUUCCAUAUCUUUGAGUUAUCGAAUGGGAAUAAAUAUUGGUUUUGAUGUCAA